AUGGUUCUCGGACGAGUCGCCCAUUAUGCCUUUGACGCUGUGCUGAUUUCGACGGUCCUCGCAGGCAUCAAGCGCAGUACUGGCUUAACUCCAACCAGCCUGAAGGCCGCGUCGAUGCCGAACUCGCCCAAGAAUACCGAUACCGAACAGAAUGUACAAGCAUGGCUAGAUCGGUAUCUCGGAGUCGGCGAAUGGGUGAUGGAUCAGUCAAUUGCUGUUAUGUCGAGCAGUUCAUACUUUGAGAGGAGGAGGAGUUGA
Cyphellophora europaea CBS 101466 is the source of this 258-nucleotide messenger RNA. RefSeq lists its product as uncharacterized. NCBI's taxonomy places the organism in Eukaryota, Fungi, Ascomycota, Eurotiomycetes, Chaetothyriales, Cyphellophoraceae. The transcript is spliced from 3 exons. The record is from RefSeq and is a predicted model, not a curated record. Gene Ontology annotation, cellular component: cytoplasm. The coding region runs from base 1 to 258 and encodes 85 amino acids.